CCCAGCCAUCCCUCAUCAACCACCUCUCCUAUCAACAUUAAUUGAGGUUAUCAAAUCCCCAUUUCCUUCUUGCAUGAGGACCGGGGACUCUGAAAGCAUUGCUACACAGCACCAUUGAUUCUCGACUAACAUAUACCAGAUUUGAGGCACCUCACUCUUCCCCUUUUCAUCUCAAUCCAUUUCUUCGUGCUUCUACUAUGUCUCAAUCUCAUCCCGAAGGCCGGAUAUGGGCUUCGCUUCCUCUCAUCAAAUUUUCAAGUGUCACAUAUCCUUCUAACAGUAUUUGCCCGACAUGGAGUCACCUUACAUCCAAUAACCUCAGGGUAGUCAUCCAGACGUCCCGUGUAGUUGAUGAUAAUGGAGCAUACGAUCAACGGGUCAUGCUGAGAGCAUCGAAAGGGUCCGAACUCUUGGUCUCGCAGGAUCUUGAGCGCCUCGUCAGGAUUCGUCAACACGAUGCGUCAAUGGUGGAAGUGGCACAGAUCAGUCCGCGUAUUGCCAUGCGAUAUCCUCUGAACGAAGGAGUCGUACGGAUCUUGACCCCUGAUCCUGAUCUGUGUAGCUAAUUGUUUGUUGAGCAGAUCCAGAAAUUUGAAAUGAGAUUCGGCAACAAUGAAGAUUUUAUUGUCGUUGUAGAAAUCAUGAGAAGUCUUGGGCUACCAAUGAGGGAAGGAGGCCCGAGCCAGAAGCAAGUCUUUCAAAUUCAACGAACACACGAGUUUCCCUUGCCUGCCCCACUGACAUUUAUGUCUUCAUCCCCGGCAAUAGAUCGACCCGUAUCAGCAUCCUCAACCAUUAUUCACAAUACAUCCUCUAGCCGCGCAGGGUUACAUCAGUUCACAGACUUCAAAGUACCUGAGAGGCCUGCAACAGUGGAAAGUAUGCGACAGAGGUCUGGCUCGUCUCAAGUAGCCCCGGUGGCCUCCGACUCAUUUGCAAACUUGAGCCCUUUGCCAACAGUAGCUCAAGCCCGCGCAGCUUCCUUUCGGGAAGGGACGAUGUCGUCGCACUUGUCGAAUCGGGAGAGAGAGAACUAUACUCAACGGCCGUCACAGCCCCUUUCCGAUGAAAUCGUUCCUGGCAAUAUGAAUACUCAAUCGAAGCCAUCACUUUACAUCCGCCAGUUGCAGACGGAGCGAGCAAAUAAGUCCGAUAGCCUGACUUUCGGAUCCCGAACAUUCUCCACGUCGCCUUUCUUUCCCAUCCUCCCGGCUACGACCAGCCAGUCUUCGGAUCCGUUUCGGUCGGACUCGAUGUCAAUCUCGCAAAAAGACAUUUCAAGUAAUAUUACGAUACCGCCAAGGGCAGAUUCACCAACCAGUCGACCAUCCUUCACGUCAACAAAACUUCAAGACUUGAUGAUACCUCCAAGAAGACAGCUACCUUUCGAUAGGCCCGUAUCUACACCGGCUGACCUUCAAAGUCUCACAGUACCUCCAACACGUGAAUCGCCGUUUAGCCCACCGGAUCUCGCGCCGCGAUCAUCAUCUGCAAUUGACCUACCACCCCUUCCAAAACCCACACCUAUAACGAAAGCCAAUAUCACAAACCUUGAUAAUCUCGGGACCUCAAGUGGAUCAGCAAUAGUUGCUCCAAUCAAGCGUGUUGCGCAAAGAAAGCCGCGAGCUCUCAAGGCAGCCAAUCCGAGUGCAUUGUCACCGCUGAAGACCGUGACUCGUGAGAUGGUUGUCACACCUCCUCUAACAAGGAUUGAGGAUGCGCCGUCUCCACUGGCUGCGAAAAGUGCGGCACUAUCUCGCCCUGCGUCGGCAGCAUCCGGAUUAGUGUCGAAAGCCACUGCUCCCAUCACGAAGCGUGUGCCCGCACCCAUCCGUCCUCCCUCGAGCACGAAACGUCAAAAGAUGAUUGACCAGAGUACUCAAACGCAAACACUAUCUGGUCGGGAUCAUACCGUGAAGGAAAAGUUGGCCGUUACCAACAAUUUUCUAGAAGAUGCUGCUGCCCUAGCUCCUAAGCUAGCUGCUCCACCUCAAUUGUUCUUGAAUGACCUGGACACCUUCGUAGCUAAUCACAGGGAUCGAGCAGUUCCACAGGAGAUUUGGCAAAGGCCUGGAUACGCAGAGGCUGAUGCAGAGCGCCGUCAAGUUCUCCUCGAUGACUUCAUUUGCCAGAAUCUCGAGAAUGCCGAUUUCUUACAGCUAUGUGCUGAUACAGAAGUUGCUUGGAGGCGAAUCGGACUUGGAAUGUAAGACUGCUCGUUAAGUACUUCUCUUGUCAAGAUCUGCUGCGAGUCGGUAUGGCAUACGAGUUGUGGGUUUGACAGUAUGGCAUGGCAUGGCAUGAGCAUAGUUAUUUUGCUUCGCAAUCUGAUGUAAUGCACGAUGUAAAAAUAUGGCCGCUAGAUACCGAUGGCAUAUCGCUUCAUGUAUUGCUUCGACAGACUUCACACUAGUCAUAAUAUACAAUACUCACUUUCCUUUCGACGCAGGCUUCUCCAACAAUUUAGCGGGGAUGAAUGGAAGGGUGCUGGAAGCUCUUAGUCUCGCUCUUAACACCUGGCUCAGCCCCGUCGGGGAUCAAAUCUAGGUAACAAUGUGUGAGUUCUCUAUCAGUUGCAACCUUCUACAGCCCGAAACUGAUACGUCCGUUGUUCACUGAUCAUCCUUGACUCCUCUGGGCUAUUCUUCGUCUUGGAAGCCUCAUAUCAUUUCUUCAUCCGUGGAUUGAUUAGAAACUAUUUUGACCAGGGAGGUAAAUCUUGACUAAUUACACCUCCAUAAGUUGAAUUUCAUUAAGAGCAUUGAGACGUAGGGCAGAAGGUCUGAGACUACAAUGUCUAUAAGGUACAUUUGUUAUAUACUAGAUCACGGCCUAGUUUUUCACGUCCUGAGCUAACUUCUGUGCUCCGCUGGACUAUUAGCAGUCCUGCAUCCCCGAUACGGUAAGGUCUGUUGGGCCAACUAUGAUCUACUGAUGGAGCCACACUAAUUCUUUUUUUUCCCUCGAAUUUUGGGAGUAAGACAUAAACUGCUAUAGACCUUCUUCUUACUACACGAAUAUCGUAAUUCUCUAUCUCCCACUGUGAGUCUAUCAAAUCAAUACCACAAUCAUCGCUUUUUGAGUACAACAAACCGGCUUCUUCUGACUCCCUGCUCACAACCGGAGUGUCAUAUUCAAUUCAAUCCUGGACUUAUUGAACCUCGUCACAGGCUUGACAAAUUUUGACACAGCACAUCGCCAUGUCUACGUCUGGAGUGAAGCACUUCACUGAUAAAUGCGAAAUUGCGAAGCGAUAUGAGUACGGAAUGAACAUAAAUGAAACAAAACGAAGUAAGCUAAAUCUGCGCAUGACUGUCCCGUACAAAGACAGAAAGAGAACCAUGUUCGCAAAAUCUGCCUUGAGAGGAAUAAAUACUGUUCUUCAAAAUGACCACAGGAGCGUCUGCCAGCCUAUCAGAGGAUCCAUGUCUCUUCGGAGUAGCAUUGAAUCGAAUCGAAAUAAUCAGACAGAUUUUUCCCAAGCUUGGAGGUCUGGACAGAUAGAGAGGCAAGCUCUUCGAAGUUCGAUCAAGAGACCAGCGAUAUACGACGGGAGCUCGCAAU
This is a messenger RNA of Cadophora gregata, 3564 nucleotides long. RefSeq lists its product as uncharacterized. Bases 597 to 2210 code for a protein of 537 amino acids. NCBI's taxonomy places the organism in Eukaryota, Fungi, Ascomycota, Leotiomycetes, Helotiales, Ploettnerulaceae. The record is from RefSeq and is a predicted model, not a curated record. Gene Ontology annotation, biological process: reciprocal meiotic recombination. The transcript is spliced from 3 exons.